Molecule: messenger RNA, 4657 nt
Organism: Bombus pyrosoma
Lineage: Eukaryota; Metazoa; Arthropoda; Insecta; Hymenoptera; Apidae
Product: kelch-like protein 10
Exons: 11
Coding region: 1859-3742 (627 amino acids)
Molecular function (GO): protein binding
Source: RefSeq, a predicted model, not a curated record
GCGGUUUUUUCCGUAAGAAUCGCAUAACUUUUUUACUGCAAUUUUUCCUUCAAUAGGAUCAUCGUCAGCUACUACGACGAUCUGCAAUGUUCGAAAAUCGCACAAAGGAUAUAACGUAACAAACACGAAGAUGGUAUCCCGCUGGGGCUAACCAUCCACAUGCUAUGUAUAUUUCAGCUAUAAUAUGUUUACCAAAUGUCCUACUGGACAAAUCGUAAAAUUUAUAUAAAUAAUAAAAAAAAAAAAAAAAUGUUCGAAAAUCCGAGCGAUUAGCUUCGCUCCUCUCUUUCAAUUUUGAUUAUCUUUUCUGCCAACGAAAUAGAUUUGUUUACAAGAUAAUUUGUCAACACGUUAAUUAUACGCUGAUACUCGAGACCGUGUUUGUUGAUGACUACACUAUACUAAAACUGAUUAUUGUAUUGUGAAUGUUUAUGCAAGAUAUUAAAUAUAGAAUCUAAAUUAAGAUUUAGUAGCUCCGUAAAUAUUAUAACGAACAUCUUUUAUCUCGAAGGUUUCUAGAAACAUAAAUUUUAUCUUCAAACUUAAAUUUACUCUUCAUGUUUCGAAUACAUUGAUUUAUGAACUUUAAUUUUUAAACCAAGAUAGCUAUUUAUCUUAAGAAACAGAUCUUACUCAUAGAGGCUAGUUUCAACGUAAAAUGAUUUCAACGAGCUUCCAACAUUUUUCUCGAAUGAAAACUUUUCCCGAUACAUAAGCGGCAGACGGUUCUAGUUUCGAAAAUAUUCGCAAAAAUCUAUCUGCCUAUAAUUGCGCGUCUGUGACAGGGUAUGCGUUAGUAUCGGUUACGAGUCUCUUUAUGAUUUAUAGCUGAUGAUUUACGGCCAUGAUCUUAUUAUGUGUUCGUGCUAAUUCGUAUAUGCAGCGAGAUGAGAAGAACGCAACUUCUUCGUAGACGAUACACGUCUGCCUACGAGACGCGCGUCUCGACGGCACGAGCCUGAGCACCGAUCGCCAAUAUUGCAAUUUGUUAUUAUUUCUUUGUUUUGCCGUGAGUCAUUCGACAGUCGUUGAUGACGGUCAAGCUGUACAUGUUAUUAAUAAAAGAUAAGAGUUAGGUUUUGAUUACGUUAUUUCAUUUACACUGUGAUCAAGAUUAACGCAACUCAAGAUUACGGACGAUAACUAAAGGAAUAAUAUAAUGAAUUUUGUUUUGUCUUUUAUGUAUUCAAACUGAAAAUAACUUCGUAUCAAGGCUACUUAUACCAACACCAGUCAAAAGGACUGGUACCUGUCAAAGUGUAAAAGAAUCCUGCAAUCUGUUUAUCGAACCCCAAUUAACUAGUUUCCUCGUUUUUUACAACUUGCCACACGUUUUUCAAAUUUUUUAUUGCUUAUCAUUCAAUAUGAUGAUAUCGGUUAUCAGGAAAACUCCGGAUCGAUCGUUGGAUCGCUAACACUAUAAAUACCAGACCAGUCAAAAUGAUUGGUUCUACGAUGUUAUAAAUGUGUCGAUCCUCGUUUAGGGAUGAUGGUCCCAGAUGGAUUAAUAAUACGAAAAAUGUACUACAUAACAUGGAAUUGCUUCCUUCUAGCGUGAAGUAACCGACAACAUAUUAAAAAAAUCGUUGAAACGAUUCUAUAUGUUGAUAUGUGAGAUUUCGUUGGAAAUGGAAAACACUAACGCGCGCUCCUUUACACAAGAGAUGAUCAGCCGCUGCAAAACCAAAACCUUCAGACCCACCGAUCACUAUAGCGUUCUUACACGAUGGCUGCAGAAUUGGUUUAGUUGCGUGAAAUUGACACCGUUCGAUCUUCCAGAGGCUUCUGAAGUAACAGAAGAAAACGCUUAUGAUCCAGUGGACAACUAAGGAAGGAUAAGGAAGUAUACACUUCGAAGAUGAUAAAACGAAGAGCAAACCAGCAAUUAUGCGACGGUGCAAUACGAUGUGCCACGGGCCACAUUUUCCCAGUGCAUCGCGCCAUUUUAUCCGCAGUCAGUCCUUACUUCAAGGCGCUUUUCACCAAUAGCCUAAAAGGCGGGAAAACAGAGACGACGGAAGUCGUGAUCGAUUCGGUUCCUGGAAAAAUAUUUAGUCUGAUCCUUGAUUACGCUUACACCGGUACGUGCAACGUAAAUGCUGACAAUGUCGAGCAGCUUUUGCCACUGGCUGACCAGUUCGAGGUCCUCGGCGUUGUUCAAAUCUGCUGUCAGUUUCUCUUACAAGAACUUCGACCGGAAAAUUGCCUGGGCAUCUUCAAAUUCGCUCGCCACUAUUUCUGCCGCGACCUGGAAGAGAAGGGCCGGAAAUAUAUUCGCCAUCACUUUAAGCGGAUACUGCAGGAGAGCCCGGAAUUCAAAGAGCUGACGAGCAAAGAACUCGAGGCGAUUCUACGCGACGACGAAUUGAACGUUAAAAACGAAGAAAUAGUUUUCGAGGCCGUUAAAACCUGGAUCGAGCAUAACGUCGAUGAAAGGAGGCCCUAUUUGCCUAGGCUCUUGAAAUGUAUGCGCUACGGUUUGAUGAGCUACAACUUCUUUACGAACAAUGUUCUCACAUGGAAGAUCAUCGAGGAGGAUGAAUCCUGUCAACAAGUGUUAGCUCCUGCUAAUCAGUACCUGAAGGAACAAGAAGCGAAACUAGGUAGUGGCGAAAUCGAUUUAAAGAACCCCCUGGCUAAGCCCCGCAUUCCCUAUGAAAUCUUGUUCGCGAUCGGCGGAUGGAGCGCCGGUUCCCCAACAAAUUUCGUAGAAACCUACGACACGAGAGCUGACAGAUGGUUUCUAUCAGUGAGCACGGACGCCACACCGAGGUCCUAUCACGGCCUGUGUACAUUGAACAAUUUGAUCUACAUGAUCGGCGGAUUCGACGGUAAUCAGCACUUCAACACGGUCAGAUGCUUCGAUCCAGUAACGAGGGAGUGGCGUGAACGAGCCUGCAUGUAUCACGCGAGGUGUUAUGUCAGCGUUUGCACUCAUGGUGGAAAGAUAUAUGCUCUCGGUGGUUACAAUGGCCGCACCAGAAUGAGCUCAGGGGAAAGAUACGAACCGCAAAGGAACCAAUGGGAAAUGAUACCACCGAUGCAUCGACAGAGAUCGGACGCGAGCGCAGCUGCCUUACAGAACAAGAUCUACAUCGUAGGCGGUUUCAGUGGUCGCGAAGUUCUGAAUUCCGCGGAAGUGUUCGACGUCGAGACUAAUCAAUGGAGUUACAUCCAUCCGAUGAUCAAUCCACGAUCCGGCGUGUCUUUGGUCGCGUUUCGUGACAGCCUUUAUGCCUUGGGUGGCUUCAACGGUUUCAUUAGACUUAGCUCUGGGGAGCGUUACAAUCCGAAUCAUUCGGAGGAUUGGCACGCGGUUCCAGAGAUGUUCAGCCCCCGCAGUAAUUUCGCCACGGUCAUCCUGGACGACAUGAUAUUCGUCGUCGGUGGUUUCAACGGUUCCACGACGAUCGCAUACGCGGAAUGUUACGACGGAGACAGCAACGAAUGGUACGACGCAUCGCCGAUGAAUUUGAAUCGAAGUGCCUUGAGUGCGUGCGUUAUCGCUGGCCUUAACAAUGCGCACGAGUACUCGUAUCAUGGCAAAGCGCGAGAUCUUGGUCAAGGCCAAGCCUCGUCGGAAAGCCAACAAAAAACUAUCCAGGGUGGAGAGGGUGCUGUAGAAACGAACGCAGACAUCCCCACCGAAGAGGAGGAAACAGCAAACUUCGACGAACACGUUCAAAGGGAUGUCAGCCCUAUGAACGAGAUGGCUGAAAGUGUCGGCAAUUAUUUAGGAUAAUUCAAAGGACACUAUACAUCAAAUUAGAUUUUCUAAAGUUUAAAAAUGUAAAAAAAGAGAUACUUCGUUUGGGGAAUGUUUAUUACACGAAUACGUGAGAUUUUUGUCGCGCCACCUUAUCGCAAACGAGAAAAUCGUGCAAUAAUUGCAAAUUAUGCACAGUAUACCGUAAAAUAGAUUAAUAAAUGACAUUUUUUUACAUUCUAUCAAAACAUAAAGAAAUAAGAAUGUAAAUGUAUGGUGGUACAAGAUUCUCAAUUAUUUGUGAAACAACAAAUUUGCGGAAGAUGAGUUUAGAGAAGUAAAGUAAUUAAAAAGAAAAUUAGUAGCCAGAACCAGGCGUUUGGAACAAAGAACAUGGUCGGUAUUUAGAAUGUUUCAAGUUGAUCCUCUUUUUUUAUAGCUCGUUUUACAAAGUAAAUUUUCGCGUAAGACGUUUACGCAGGUUUUAAUUGCGAUUAGGUCUUCCAAUUUUUAUCGAAAAUCGCUAUUUUGUAAAAGGUAUUAUUUUUUCUGCUACGCUAUCUUUUUCCCUUUUUUUUUUUUUUUAGAAGAUACUUGCGCCUUGCAAAAUUUUUGUCGAUUUUCUAUUCCGCAAGGGUCAACGGACUUUAUUGAUUUGCGUAAUAGCGACUAAUUUAUGUAUUUUAUUACGGCUUUAAAUAUCUUUUCUCUCGUUCAGAAUACGAUUCUCACGAAGAUACACCUGCAUGGCUGGUUGUUUCACACGUUUACCACGAUCUUUUUCUUCCCUUUUUUCCCUUUCAUUUUUUGAAUAAUUAAUCAAAAUUGUUAUUUUUCUAUGCGCACGUUUUCCCUGUCCCUGCAUGUGUAUCUUAACGUAGCACAAUCUCUUUUUGGUCGAGAUCCUGAUACGCCUUCAUCUGUUAUUUUAAUCGAAUAAAAGUAUACCAA